UUCAAUUCUUGGACCCAUACCUGGACCUGGGUCGGGUCCAAAUGUCGGGCUGAACCCUAGAAUGUUAUUCCUUUGUUUAUUCCAGAGAAGCAAAUGAAGCACCACGGGAGCAUUUGCUAUCCAUCGUGAUAAAAAAUGAAUGAUUCGAUGUAUUUUGGUUCAUCUCUCACAUAGGAUGAAUGGUUGAUUCCCAUAUAAUAAGUAUACUACCAUAUGCUGUUUCUUGUUUUUUUUCCUUUUAUGUUUUUUAACAUUCACUUUUCUUGUAUGAUAUAAGACUCCUUUUGGUGUAAUUUUCUUGAUAUAAGAACCAGUUUCCAUAACCAUUUCUGAGAUAAAAGAUUCCUGGAUAACUUGGGAGCUGACGCACUUUUAUGGUAAAGCCAAGAAUGUUAUGAGGGGCAUUCCAUGAUAUAUGAAUCGUGAACAAAUGGCAAUUUACAUGUUCAUUCUUAUAAAUUGCAGUCAGUUCAUUUCUCGAUGUGAGCUUAAUGAAUCCAUUCAUGGAUAUGAAACGCUAUUCUUAUUGUUUGAAUGCCAUGCUUUUCCAGUUUUUCUUGUUUGUACUUCUCUCCCUUCUUUCCGAAGGGAUCGAAUCGGACACGACCGUAUACAUAGUUUAUAUGGGGGCCCCUGGUAAUAAGAAUGAAGAUCCGGUCUCUGAUCAUUUGGAACUCAUAUCAUCAAUUACAGCAAGCAAAAAGCCCCAUUCCCAGGGUUUAUUGGUACGCAGCUACAUGAAUGGUUUCUCAGGGUUUGCAGCACGGUUGACAGCACAACAUGCAGCAGCCAUGGCGAAACAACCACAAGUGGUAUCGGUGUUUGUCGAUCCAUUUUUGCAACUUCACACAACUCGUUCAUGGGAUUUCUUGCAAGAGCACACUGAGCUUGAACCGUAUUCUGACAUGGAUUCUGACUCUGGUUCUCGUAACAACACCAACACCAUUAUAGGACUCCUUGACACUGGAGUUUGGCCCGAGUCUCCUAGUUUUGAUGAUAUGGAUAUGGGGGCCAUUCCAGCAAGGUGGAAGGGCGUAUGCAUGGAAGGCAAGGAUUUUAACUCUUCAUAUUGCAACAGGAAACUGAUCGGAGCUCGUUACUACAAAGACAACUCCCCUUCAGUAGCAUGGACCGCACAGGACACACCCAGGGACACGCUCGGCCACGGAACUCACACCUCCUCCACUGCAGCUGGCAGCCUGGUUGCAGGGGCCAACUACUACGGCCUUGCUGCGGGCAUCGCCAAGGGUGGUUCCCCCACAUCGAGGCUAGCCGUGUACAAAGUCUGCACCGAAGAGGGGUGCAAGGGCUCUGCCAUAUUGGCCGCCUUCGAUGAUGCCAUUGGAGAUGGAGUCGACAUUCUCUCUUUAUCUCUUGGGGCUUCCCCUUUCUUCAAACCUGACUUUGUCAAUGAUCCCAUUGCAAUUGGUGCCUUCCACGCAACCCAGCACGGAAUCCUGGUCGUCUGCUCCGCCGGCAAUGGUGGCCCCGAUUCAAGCUCGGUUGUUAACUCUGCACCUUGGAUACUCACUGUUGCUGCCACCACUAUCGAUCGAGAUUUCGAAUCUGAUUUGGUCCUUGGUUCUGGAGGUUCAACCACCACCAAGACCAUCAAGGGAGAAGCCAUCAAUUUCUCUAAUCUCAACAAGUCCCCUGUUUAUCCACUGAUUUAUGGUGGAACUGCUGGGUCCAAUUCAAGCUCCCAAGAUGAAGCCAGCAAUUGCAAUCCGGGAAGUUUGGAUGGAGAAAAGAUCAAAGGAAAAAUCGUAUUAUGCCAACACACAGAUCAAGGGUACUCCAAGAAAGAAAAGAUGAAUGGAGUGAAGAGCUUAGGGGGGUUUGGAGUGGCAUUGGUUGACAACGAGGAGAGAUAUGUGGCCUUUGACUAUGACACUUUUCCUGCAACUGCUCUCUCUUCAGCCUCAGCCAAGGAAGUACUUUCCCACAUAAACUCCACAAGAAACCCAGUUGCGACCAUUCUUCCAACAGUUGCUGUGACAAAGUUCAAGCCUGCGCCGACUGUGGCUUACUUCUCUUCAAGAGGGCCAUCCACUGACACAAAGAACAUUCUCAAGCCGGAUGUUGCAGCACCAGGUGUGAACAUUUUGGCGGCAUACAUACCAACAAGUGGAUCAUCGGUUCCUCCCGGUCAGAGUCCUUCACAAUUCAACCUACUCUCAGGCACCUCGAUGGCAUGCCCCCAUGUUAGUGGUAUUGCUGCACUCAUCAAAUCCAAGCAUCCUACUUGGUCCCCAUCUGCCAUAAGAUCGGCCAUUAUGACCACAGCAACUGAAACAGAUAAUUCCAAAGCUCAAAUGACCACAGAUUCAGGUUCAUCAGCCACCCCUUACGAUUAUGGAACUGGGGAAGUUAACCCAACGGGAGCAUUACAACCAGGCCUCAUAUAUGAAACUUCAGGAGAAGAUUAUUUCUUCUUCCUUUGCAACUAUGGGUACAAUUCCUCUUCAAUCAAAAUCAUAUCAGGCAAAACAGGAAACUAUACCUGCCCUUCGAAUUCUUCCAUAGAGUCUAUUUCUGACCUCAACUAUCCAUCCAUCGCCAUAGUAAAUCUCGACAACAAGUCAGGGAAGACGGUUAAGAGAACUGUCACAAAUGUUGGCAUUGACAUGGAAACCAUUUAUACUGCGACUGUCAAAGCUCCCAAAGGGUUGGAUGUCAAGGUGUCGCCUGAUCGCCUACAAUUCACUGAGACUUCCAAGAGCCUAAGCUAUCAAGUAACCUUUGCCUCUUCUGGUUCAUCCAUAAAGAAGGAUGCGUUUGGGUCUAUCACUUGGUCCAAUGGUAAACAUAGUGUCAAGACAACAUUUGUUGUAAGCGUGUCAUGAAAUUGCAUCAUCGUUGAUCUCAUGAUUCUUGUUACCACAGAAAGCUUUUUCUUUUCCUUGUGCUAAGUUAAUGAGGGGAUUGAACCAAGUAUCCCACUGGUUGUAUGUGAAAUAACUACAGAAUAUAUAUGCAAUGACUAAAAUACAAGGAGCUUGGGAGAGCUCCCUAUUUAUAAAGGAUGUCAUUACAACA
Messenger RNA from Amborella trichopoda, 3039 nucleotides. Its product is annotated as CO(2)-response secreted protease. The record is from RefSeq and is a predicted model, not a curated record. Gene Ontology annotation, molecular function: serine-type endopeptidase activity. Gene Ontology annotation, biological process: proteolysis. Lineage: Eukaryota; Viridiplantae; Streptophyta; Magnoliopsida; Amborellales; Amborellaceae.